Rana temporaria (common frog) is the source of this 1314-nucleotide messenger RNA. Its product is annotated as spidroin-2-like. Bases 470 to 1162 code for a protein of 230 amino acids. The record is from RefSeq and is a predicted model, not a curated record. The transcript is spliced from 2 exons. Lineage: Eukaryota; Metazoa; Chordata; Amphibia; Anura; Ranidae.
AGAAGAAAGGAGGAGGGGAUCUGGAGUACACAGAAUGCCUCUCUCAGGCUCGUGCAUGAGCUAUGUAAAUCGCCUGUCACUCAGAGCAAGGGGGAAAACUGACUCCUAUUUUUCUGUGUCAGUUUUUAUCUUCCUGAAAAAAGAUAAGAGGAUUGCUCAGAGCUGGAUUCACUUUUCGUGGCAAGACUGCACAGAUGACAUGAUAUCCUAUAUUGUACAAAGUGCAAGCCUUGGUUAAAAAAAAAUAAAAAAUUAGGGUUUACAUCCACUUUAAUAAUCUUUCAUUCAGGAAUCUACCUUGCUACAGGUAUCACCGGCUGUUGCUGUGCCCGGCAGAGUGAAAAUUGGUAUCACUUUUCCUGCGAUAGGAGCCGGUGCUAUACAGAAAGCAUCGGCUUAUGCGGCUCUGCUUCCUCCUCAGCCAUUCAUUCUCUAGCACUGGCUACAUUCAAAACACUGGAGCUCUGGGAUGGCAGAUUUGAAACCCACGAUCUGGGCUUGCCGACCCACGAUCCAAGAGCAGGAGGUCGUGGGCUGUAUCCGAGGGCUCCUAAACCAGGAGAUUGUGGGCCAUAUCCGAGGGCUUCUAAACCAGGAGAUUGUGGGCCAUAUCCGAGGGCUUCCAACCCAGGAGGUUGUGGGCCGUAUCCGAGGGCUCCCAACCCAGGAGAUUGUGGGCCAUAUCCGAGGGCUUCCAACCCAGGAGGUUGUGGGCUGUAUCCGAGGGCUUCCAACCCAGGAGGUUGUGGGCCAUUACCCAGAGGGCUUCCAACCCAGGAGGUUGUGGGCCAUUACCCAGAGGGCUUCCAACCCAGGAGGUUGUGGGCCGUAUCCGAGGGCUUCCAACCCAGGAGGUUGUGGGCCGUAUCCGAGGGCUUCCAACCCAGGAGGUUGUGGGCCGUAUCCGAGGGCUUCCAACCCAGGAGGUUGUGGGCCGUAUCCGAGGGCUUCCAACACAGGAGGUUGUGGGCCGUAUCCGAGGGCUUCCAACCCAGGAGGUUGUGGGCCGUAUCCGAGGGCUUCCAACCCAGGAGGUUGUGGGCCGUAUCCGAGGGCUUCCAACCCAGGAGGUUGUGGGCCGUAUCCGAGGGCUUCCAACCCAGGAGGUUGUGGGCCAGCAGUUGGGCACCCCUGCCCUAUAACUUUCAUACAGACUCAAUAAAAUACACUGAUUUGGGGUAGCAUAAUACAUUUUGGCCUAAAUUUAUGAAGAAAAAUUUAUUUGCAAUUUUUUAACAGAAAGAAAAACGUGGUUAAAGAAACAGGAACAUUUUUUUUGGGGUUACAACCACUUUAAGGCCCCUUUCACACUUG